This is a messenger RNA of Astyanax mexicanus (Mexican tetra), 2582 nucleotides long. It is a transcript of the gene cfap45, whose product is annotated as cilia and flagella associated protein 45. The transcript has 12 exons. The record is from RefSeq and is a predicted model, not a curated record. Lineage: Eukaryota; Metazoa; Chordata; Actinopteri; Characiformes; Acestrorhamphidae. Bases 173 to 1819 code for a protein of 548 amino acids.
CCUAACAACAGAGCGCUGUAUGGGUUAGCUGCAGGAGAGCAGCGGAGGACCCGUGUGCCCUUUAGAUACACCGUUUACCGUGUGAACCGCGUGAACCGCGCUCAGGACCGCGAGAGACUCGUGUUUACAGGCGGUCUCUGCCUCUCUUGUGUGUAGAGUACAGUCCUGCAGCAUGACGUCUUCCUCGCGCCUGUCCGGCACCGGAAGCAGUGGGCCGCUGUCCCGGCGCUACCGCACGCGCGCGCUCACCUCUCAAGUGGACGAGACUCUUUUUGGAGCUCCUAGGCAGACACAGACACAGUCUGCUUAUGGGCAUCAGGAUGAGGCUAAAGGCAGCACCCCCGGAUCCAGAACACUGUCCCGCUCAGCUCCAGCGUCUAAAACACGCAAUAAAGAGACAGUCCGCAUCAUCACUAAAGACCUCAUCAGGGACCUAAGGAUUUCGAAUGCAGACCCAUCAGGGCAGUCCAUCAUUCUCUGCACAGCUGAAAUCGAGCGUAUCUCGUCUGAGUCCCGUGUGCCCACCAAAGAGAAACAGGAAGCUGCACUGGAGAGCCUCCGCAGAUCUCGGGAGGAGGCAAUGAUCGCAGCAGAUGAGAGGAAGACGCUGAUGAGGCAGGCUGAUCUGUCCCGUCAGAAGAAUCAGGGCCUCACUGAUCUGGAGGCUGAGGCCUGUGAGCGUGCUCAGUACCUGCUACAGAGGGCCAACACUCUGAGGAUGGAGCAGGAGGACGAGGUCAAGAAGCUCAAUGAGUGGAUUCUGGGGGCACAGUGCCAUGCGGUGCAAGAUGCUCAGAUCCUGGAGAAGAAGCAAAUUCUCUCUGAGUUACAGGAGGAAGAGAGGAGGCUGGAUGCCAUGAUGGAGAUAGACCGCCGCCGAGCCUUGGAGGCACAGGAACAUAUCGACCAGCUCCGAAAAGAUCAAAGAAUUAUGGGGAAGGCCUGCAUUCUGAAACAGAUUGAGGAUCGUCUUGAAGAGCGCAUGCUAGAGGAGGAAGUGAAGGAGCAAGAGGGGCAGCAGAUGCUGGAGAACAUGGAGAGGAUGCAGAUGGAGGAGCUGGAGACAAUAGAGAAAAAGAAAGAAGAGCAGAAGAGGUUACUGCUUGAGAUUAAGAAGAUCAACGAGGUAAAUAUUUUAGCUAAGGAGCGCAGGAAGGAGGAGGAGCGUCUGGCGGAUCUUCGCGCGCUGGAGUAUACACGCAAGAAACUGGAGCGAGACGCGGAGUACGAGGCCGAACAGAUCCGGGUAAAGAAAGAAAAGGAGAAGGAUGUGGCGAGACUCAGGGCCCUGCAGGAACGGGACAGAGAUCACAAAGCUGAGCAGGAUGAGCUGAGGGCCCGUAGGAACCAGCAGGCUGCAGAGAGAGAGUGGAGGAGGAAGGAGAGCGAGCAGGCCAGGAGGAAGCAGGAGGAGAAUGAACGGCUGAAGGCGGCUCGGCUGGAACAGGUCAUUCAUAAGGAGCACAUGCUGUCUAUCGAAGCCGGGCGAGAGAGGGCAGAAUUGGAGAGGGUGCUGAGGACUCAGCAGGAGCAGAUUGCUCGGGAGAAGGAGAAAGAGCUGCAUCAUCGGCAGCAGGUCCUCCGCCACGCUGAGGGAGUCCGGCAGCAGGUCCGUGAGCGCGAGACGAUGGCCAUCACUCGGCGGAGGGAGCUGUUCCUUGAGGGGGAGAAGCUGGAGGAUGAGGCUCGCAGCCGCAGAGCCCGGCUGGAGGAAAUCAAAGAGAAGAAACUGAAGGAGCUGAGGGCUGCCGGGCUUCCAGAGAAGUACUGCAGUGAGGUGGAGCAGAAGGUCCACACCCUCCCCACACUGGUGCGCUAAACCAGGCUGUGAACCAAUAUUUGAUUUCUUCAUGAGCAACAUAUAUCUACACUGUAAACCCAGAAGUUGUUUGAACUCAAAUAAAUUAAGUCUGUUUUACAUAAAAUUGGAAAUUUCUAAACAUUACACAACUAUUUUGAGUUAGUUGAAUAUUCGUGGGCACAGAUACACUUAAACUGAGAUCUUUGAGUUGAACCAACUUAUAAUAAAUGAGUUUAGUCUGUUGUCAUUAGCAGCUUCUUUUCCAUUGGCUCCUGUCACAAUCUAUUUGCAUACUGGGUGUGUCCAACAGUUUCUGACUAACACUCACCAUCAGUGUGUAGUGAUUCACCCGGGGCUACCUUAGGUAAACUUGUAGAUCACAUAUUACGAUUGAAUGCUUGGUCUGUGUUGUAGGCUGUAAAAGAAGCAUCAUUUAUUGAGCUGCAGUAACUGUGUGUUUUCACUGUGCUCUCAGUACUUUUAACUCUUUCCUGUUUUUGUUCAUUUAUAUAUAUAUACAAAAAAUAGUUGAGUGAAAUCAGAAAGAAAACUAUGUACAAGUUCAGGAAAAUGUUCAUUUAAAAUAUGUAUGUAUGUGUAUUUGUUAAGUUCACUGUACUUAAAAAUUAUAUUACAUGAACUUAUUAAGUAAUCGGUUACAACAAAAGUUUUGAGUUUAGUCAGCUUAUCGGGUUUUACAGUGUACAUAUCUACUUGAAUGAAAUAAGCACACUUGGAUUUUUUUUGUCAUUUAUUAUAAGCAAAUAAAUGUUUUAAUCAA